Messenger RNA from Lipotes vexillifer (Yangtze River dolphin), 1587 nucleotides. RefSeq names its product coiled-coil domain containing 149 (gene CCDC149). The record is from RefSeq and is a predicted model, not a curated record. NCBI's taxonomy places the organism in Eukaryota, Metazoa, Chordata, Mammalia, Artiodactyla, Lipotidae.
GAGGAGGCCAUGAACGGCGACCGGACCGAGAGCGACUGGCAGGGGCUGGUGAGCGAGUACCUGGUGUGUAAAAGAAAGCUGGAGAGUAAGAAGGAAGCCCUGCUGAUCCUUUCCAAGGAGCUGGACACAUGCCAGCAGGAAAGGGACCAGUACAAACUCAUGGCCAAUCAGCUUCGAGAGCGCCACCAGUCCCUCAAGAAGAAGUUCCGUGAGCUGAUUGAUGGAGAUCCAUCACUUCCCCCUGAAAAGAGGAAACAGGCUAAUCUUGCACAACUAUUGAGGGAUUCUCAGGACCGAAAUAAACGUCUGGGAGAAGAAAUUAAAGAACUUCAGCAAAGGCUUGGAGAAGUCCAGGGCGACAAUAAGCUCUUGAGAAUGACAAUUGCCAAACAGAGGCUGGGAGACGAAGAAAUCGGCGUGCGGCACUUUGCAGCCCAUGAGCGUGAAGAUUUGGUCCAGCAGCUGGAGAGAGCAAGGGAACAGAUUGAGUCUCUGGAGCAUGACCUGCAGGCCUCUAUGGACGAGCUUCAGGAUGUAAAAAAAGAGCGGUCAUCCUACCAGGACAAAGUCGAGAGGCUCAACCAGGAGCUAAACCACAUCCUGAGCGGCCAUGAGAACCGAAUCAUUGACGUGGAUGCCCUGUGUAUGGAGAACAGGUACCUUCAAGAGAGAUUAAAGCAACUUCAUGAAGAGGUCAACCUCUUGAAAUCUAACAUUGCCAAAUACAAGAAUGCUCUUGAGAGACGGAAAAACUCAAAAGGCCAGGGUAAAUCCAGCAGCAGUGCUCUGACUGGAGUCCUGUCUGCAAAGCAAGUUCAGGAUCUGUUAUCUGAGGAUCACGGGUGCAGCCUCCCAGCUACUCCGCAGUCCAUUUCUGAUCUGAAAUCUCUGGCAACAGCCCUGUUGGAGACAAUCCAUGAGAAAAACAUGGUGAUCCAGCACCAGAGGCAGACCAACAAAAUCCUAGGGAAUCGGGUGGCUGAACUGGAGAAAAAAUUAAGAACUCUGGAAGUUUCUGGUUUGUGGAGUCUUCCAGGAGGCAAAGACACCAUACUGUUUGGUGACCCCGCUCUUCCCACCACGCAGAGGUCAAGAUCCCCACUGCUCAAGUUCGUCGAGCAGCUCACUGAGAACAAAGCGAGUCCCAAGGACGGCGAGGCUCAGAAGCAAGAACGAGAUGAAAGUCGUGCCGCUGCCGAGGCGUUGACAGUGCGGGAGGAUGCUGGGAGGCCCGCCGUUAGCUCCCCAGGAAAUCAGAGCCACAGGAACCAACGCAAGCACUUUCGUCCCUCAUUACCCCAGCUACCUUCUGAGGAAGAAGAAGUAAACAGGCUUGGAAGGGAAAUCGUGAAACUGGCAGAGGAGCAGGCAGCUGCCAAACCAGAAGGGGUCACAAGAGAGAGUCCCGUGGAGAGUCGGAGGGACGAGAUGGGGCCAUCCCCGCCGGGCCUGGCCGCCAAGGGGUCGUGCCCCAAACCUUGCCCGGACUCUUCUGAGUCCAGCCAGCCUGCAGCAGAAGCUCCCACCCUGGAAGAUGGCAAGGAGACCCCAGAGAGUGGAGGUAGAAGGAACACCAUGAAAACCUGA